AUGAGCCCUGAAAGAGAAGUUGAGGAUCCUCAACACGAUGAACCAUCAAACAUUAAUGAUGGUAUACAAGAGUUGUUGAGUGAUGCUUUGAGAGAAGGGCCAAAUGAAGAGGCGAAGAAGUUUUUUCGCCUAAAAGAGGAAGGCGAACAAGAGUUGUAUCCGGGUUGCAAAAAAAUGUCUAGACUUGCCUUCACAAUUCGCCUCUACAUUUACAAGUGUGACCAUAAGUUGUCCGAUGUUGCAACUGCUGGUUUACUAAAUUUCUUCAAGGAAGUUCUCCCCGAUGAUGCAAUAUUGCCCACAUCUAUGCACGAAGCGAAGAAAGUUUUAAAGUUGUUGGGGUUGGACUACAAAAGGAUAGACGCUUGCCCUAAUGAUUGCAUGUUAUAUUGGGCGGAGCAUGCAAACGCAACCAGUUGCCAUGUCUGUGGAACUUCAAGGUGGAAAUCGAAGGAUAAUGAUGAAGAUGACAAUCCUAAUGAAAAAACUCGUAGAAUUCCAUCUAAAGUUCUAAGGUACUUCCCAAUCAAGAAGAGGUUGCAAAGGUUGUACAUGUGUGCCGAAACAGCAAACCACCCGUGGCGGUAUAAUAAGAGGAACUUCAAUGGGCAUAUUGAGACAAGAAAUGAACCGGUUUGUUUGACCGGAAGUGAGGUUGAGGAGCUAACACGUGAUUUUCCAAAUGAAUUUGGAAAAAGGAAGCCAAAAGUGAGACAAGAUACUGAUGGUCCCAAUCCAUGGAGGAAGAUUCCCAUUUUUUUCAAGUUACCUUACUGGAAAAAUUGCGAUCUUCGCCAUAGUUUAGAUGUCAUGCAUAUUGAAAAGAAUAUGUUUGAUAAUGUCAUUGGGACAUUGUUAGACAUUCCUGGAAAAUCAAAAGACCAUAAAUCUGCUCAUCGGGAUUUGAAAUACCUGCGAGAGGAGAAAGACCUUCGAUGGGUGCCGGAGCUUGAGGUUCAAGAAUUAGAAGAUGGAAGUGAAGAGUUUCCGACAUCUAUGUUUUGGAUGAAUGAUGAUGAAAAGAAAUUGUUUUGCCAAACCAUAAAAAAUGCAAAGCUACCACAAGGUUAUGCCUCUAAUAUUUCUCGAUGUGUUCAAGUUGAUGAAAAGAAAAUCAUCGGAUAUAAGAGCCAUGAUGCACAUUUUAUGAUGCAUUAUUUGCUUCCUAUUGCCGCAAAGACAACCCUAAGGGCACAUGUUGCAACUCCAAUAAUUGGGAUGUCAAAAUUUUUCAAAGGCAUAUGGAAAAAAUCUAUUGAUCCCAAAGAUCUCGACAAUCUCUAA
This is a messenger RNA of Amaranthus tricolor (Joseph's coat), 1284 nucleotides long. RefSeq lists its product as uncharacterized. The record is from RefSeq and is a predicted model, not a curated record. Lineage: Eukaryota; Viridiplantae; Streptophyta; Magnoliopsida; Caryophyllales; Amaranthaceae. The coding region runs from base 1 to 1284 and encodes 427 amino acids. The transcript is spliced from 2 exons.